AUGAGCUUUGGGGCUGAAUUCUUUAUCGAUGAUCUUUUGCACACUCAAGAAUCCAGGUAUUUCAUCUUUUCUUUAUCUUAAAAGUGAUGUUUGAACUCUUUAAAGAUGAUUAAUAUUUAGAUUUUGCACAUUUACCAAUGCAAAGAUACACGCAACUACUUUUAAUGUUAACGGGAAGUCUCCACCAGAUUAUCUGGGCAAUUGGCUGACGUUUGACUCUGAGAAUCUACCGCAUUUUCUUGUCAUUGGGUAAUAUUAUUUUCCUUUAUGAUUUAUACCUAUCUUUGAUAAUAGUCGUUAAACUUUACUUUUUUAGUUUACAAGAGAUGGACUUGGCUCUGGGAACUUAUGUUACAGAUAAUGCUAGUCGCCAGCACGAGUGGUUGUACGUAUUGCAGAGGAAUAUUCCGAAUACCUACGUUCAGGUAUGUUUAGGUAACAAAUUUGGAUUUAUGAUUUUAGAUAGACUGUGUGAGGUUAAUCGGAAUCUUUAUUGUGGCGUAUCAACUACAACCAUCUCAGUUUGCGGUAUCAGAAGUUCAAAGUGGAAUAGUGCCAACCGGCUUCUUAAAGUUUGGGAAUAAAGGUGGAGUUGGGAUAAGUAUGAAGAUAAACGAUUCUUAUUAUUGUUUCAUUAACUCACAUUUGGCUGCGGGAGGUGGAGAACUUAGCAGGAGGAACCAGGUAUCUUUUUAUUAUUUUUAGUUGAUGUUUAGGUAACAAUUCACACUAAAUUCGUUUUGAAUGAUGAACAACACUAUAGUUGUCUUUGUAGGAUUUUCGAGAUAUCUCACAGAUGAAGUUUGCUGACGGAAAGGGAAUCUAUGAUCAUGACGCCGUCAUAUGGCUCGGUGACUUGAACUACCGUCUCAACUCGAGUUUUUCCUAUGAGGAGGUGGUUCACAAAUGCAACUCUAACAAUUUUAUUGGUUUAUUUCAUCAUGAUCAAGUGAGUAGUCAUGAUUAUUUUAAAAAACAUUUUUAAUAAUCCUGAAAAUCACAUGAUUAAUAUCUCAUCGAAACCUUGUUUUGUAGCUGAAAGAGCAGCAAAGAGUGAAGACAGCGUUCAAUGCUUUCCACGAAGAGACUCCUUCAUUCCGACCUACCUACAAGUUUGAUGUAGGUACUUCUACUUGGGAUACGAGUGAAAAAAGACGGGUACCCGCAUGGUGUGACAGAGUGUUAUAUUGGACAAAGGACAAGACUGUGAAGCUAAAACAAGUCACGUACGAGAGUCGAGAAGCCGUUGUCUUCAGCGAUCACAAGCCGGUUUGUUCUAACUUCCAGGCCGAGAUCAAGAAGGUGGACAAGAAGAAGAGAAACUUGGUGUACGAUGAGCUACUACGAGAAACAGACAGAAAAACUAAUGAUCUGCUUCCAUCAAUCCAAGUUUCUUCUACUGAGGUACGUUUUGUCACCUAAUACAGUUUACUUUUGUUGUCGCUAUUGGUAACUUAUGUAACUUACAACCAUGACUUUAGGUAUCAUUUGGGCAAGUCUACUUCAGGCAGCCGUCUGUCAAAGUGCUUACUAUCAAGAACACUGGAAUCACAGCUACUCGAUUUGCUUUUGCUAACAAACAUCAAAGUUCCGAUCUUCCGGAGAACUGGCUGACACUAACUCCUAAGAGCUCAUUUAUUGAUGUUGAUGACGAAGUGGAGGUAACACUACAAGUUGUGGUAGACAACGAAGAAGCCUGGAAGAUUGACAAACGGACAGAACUCAACUGUAUAUUGGUGAUACGAUUAGACAAGGGCAGGGACUACUUUUUGGUGGUCAAUGCUGUAUACGAACCGUCUUGUUUUGGCGUAGCCCUGGAAUCUCUUUUGGGUAAAGGAAUUCAGAAGAAGGAAGAAUUGCUCAUCGACUUUGUGAGUUUUAAAAUCAAAUUUGGAUUUUUAGUUUAAAGAAAUGUUUAUAUGUAAUAAAAUACAUGUGUUUUCAGAGCGAUGAUACUCAGAACACUGGUAAACCUAAAAACAUACCACCGCCUAUAUUAUACAUGGUGCAAGCGCUUAGGAAAGUUGGUUUGAAUCGAAUAAGAUACGACGAGACAUUCUCUGACGAUGCUUUCUUUAUAAUCAGAGAUGUCAUGGAGAAGGAACAAUAUCAUAGUUUAGGUAAAACAAUUUUUUUACUGUAAUUUUUACUUCUUUUUUCUUAAUAACUGACAUUUACUAAUUACUUUAGGCGAAAUAGCUCAAUCUCACCCUUCAACUUUGUAUUCUACCUUACACGUGUUUCUACGAUCUCUACGGAGCUCACUACUAACGUCGAUUCCUUUGGUCGGCAACGUUCCUGAAGUCGACAGCUUCUACAAAUACGUAGCUUCGAUUACACCGCCGAGCAAGGAAGUGUUCAACUUCUUGGUCAUAUUCUUCAGAGAACUCAACGCGGUUAACAAAUUGUCAUUAAGUAGGUGUUGUACAACCAUGUGUGUGUUACUUGUCUUUAACAAUGUUUUACUGACUUGAUUAUUGCAUUUCAGGUCAAAUGGAGAUAAUCGUUGGUUCAAUAUUCAGGAAGGUACCAAAAGGACAAGACAUGAACGCUCUACGGUUUGUCAAAUGGUGCAUCACUUUAGACCCGAAUCUUUAA
This is a messenger RNA of Bursaphelenchus okinawaensis, 2598 nucleotides long. The record is from the annotation of a GenBank genome assembly. NCBI's taxonomy places the organism in Eukaryota, Metazoa, Nematoda, Chromadorea, Rhabditida, Aphelenchoididae.